AUGUCAAAUAAUUCUUCAACGUUUCAUGAAUUGAGACCUAUUUGUAUUGAUAUUUCUCGUUUGGCUUUCCAGCCGAAGGAAGUCUUUAAUCCCCAAUCGGUCCCAUUACGAGAUGCUCUAGCAAAGCUCGAGGCUAAGUUAGCCUCAUAUGAAGAUGCGAGUAUCCAAGCAAAUCUCGCAGAUUAUAUCUUUAUCCCGAUCAGCAGUCUUUUGAAGCAGGAGUCCCUCGGAGAGGCUCAAAGUUCUUAUGUGUUAUUGAUAAUUUCGCAUUUGUUGCGAGUUUCUUGGAGGAGAGAUGGUAUCUUGGCGGAGGAAUUGGCUCAGCAACUGCUACCUCUGCUUCCUUUUUUAAUCAGUCGAGAUCCUACGAAUGAUAAGCUGGAGAAGAUUUCUCAGGAUUGCAAAAGAGCUGGUUGUUGUGCUCUUUAUGAAUAUAGCAAGUCUCUGGCUCAACAGUCAUACAGCCCACAGUUCUUUUCAUCCAAAAACUCCAAAAAUCUAAGGGCUUUAGCACAUGGCAUUAGUGUCCUUCUGACGAUCCUAGAGCAGAGCUCCAAGGACUGGCAAACACAACUAAUGAUCUUGGACACCCUUCGAAUCCUGUACUGCGACAUAGUUAGAGAUGGGGAAGUGCUAUCUUUUAUUCUGCCUGGAAACAUAUCAUCCUUUGCUAGGAUUCUUAUGUUGCCAGGUUUGACCACAAAUUACAAAGUUGUUAUUAAAAGUCUUGACGUCAUGAAGCACUUGAUUUUACUGGUUUACGAUGAUCUGUCUUUGAAUGUUCAUGAUAACAGGCUGAGAGACAUUAAGGAGUUGAGAUCCUUGGAUGACCUACACGAAGAAGCUUUGAGCAUGGAGGCAGUUUUGAUUGAGAAGCCCGAUAAAGAUGGGCAGAGUACUCAUCGCUCAACAGCUUGGCUGAGGGCUACUUCUUCCCAGCUGCGAAUGGCUCUCGAGAGAAUUAUACCGAAAUUGCAGAAGAGAAGCAAUAUAGAGAUCUCCAAGGCAUUAGUCGAUCUCGCAUCCGAUUUAUUGAGCAGAUGUGCCAAAUCUUUGCAUAAUUGCGAACGCUGCUUGGUCGAAGUAUUACUUCGGUGUAAAAUGGAUCCCAAGCUUCAACUGCUCCCGCAUACCGCCUGUCUUCGCGAGCUUUUGAGAGAUGAGCUUGCAAGUAUAAACACUAAAAUUCAAUUUCAGGAUGUUGAUGCAAUCAGGUCGUUAAAUUAUGGCCUAAAAUAUUUCACCGAAAUCUCUGCAACGGAUGAUACUAUGCUGGUUAGCGACCUAUAUAAAUCAGCGCUAACCUCCAUUGAGUCCGGAGUCGAAACUGCAACUUUCAAUAAGGUUGGGCGUGCUGUUCUUGAGCAAAGCAGUAACGUCGUCAUGGCUGAUUUCAGUGAUGAACUGGUAAACUCGAAAAAUCUGCCAGCAAUAUUUCCAUCGCUUUCGAAGGAGCUGGAGGAAGCGCUAAGUCAGCUCUUUAUGACCACAGGACGAUUAGCCUCAAAGAACGGGCAGCUUAAAAGUAUCAUUGAAUCACUCCUUUCUGACCAGGUUGGCCAGAGCACGAUCACCAAAGCAAUAGCACUGUGGCUAUCAUCGCAAAUAAUGUUAACUGUUCAAGAAGACUGCUCCGCCCCAGAAUACGCUCUUUUGAAUUUGGAUAGCGCUGAGCUUGAUAAGCAGCCAUGCUACGACAUUUUAGAGUUUGGCAAAGAUUUGGCGCAAGAAAUAGUGACCUGUGCAGAGGGGAAAAAGCUUUCGAGACUGUCAGAGAUCUCGCUGGUUGUGAUUGUUAACUCAAUUGAGACUGUCUGCAGAGUUUUAGGCAGGGAAUUUUCCUCUGAACUAGUUGAUUAUCUGUAUAUCAUUGUGGAGAACCUGGCGUCUUCAUCUCCCACAGUGCGUCAUUUUGCCCAAAGCUGUUCGUUAACAAUUGCUCAUGUCCUGUACAAUAAUUCGGUCCAGGAUAUGAUCCUGCAGAAUGUCGACUAUCUGGCUGACUCAAUAGCUUCAAGACUAAACUGCGGUCUAACCGAGCGCGUCAGUACGGUUUUCAUGGUCGUCUCCAAGCUAGCUGGCUAUGAGACCAUCGAGUGCUUUAGGGAUAUUAUAGAGACUUUUUUCAAAUUUUUGGAUUACUAUCAUGGCUAUGACAGCAUGUGCCUCGAAUUCUUUCAGUUGUUCGAGGUAAUUGCUUUGGAGAUACAGAAAAGAUAUUUUACCGCCGACGCUGGCAACCACCACAUCGCCUAUCAUAGCGACAGACAUUGCAUUGGGUCACCAUGGGGCAUGUCAAACCUCCAACAAGUCCUAGCCAUCAUGGACAAGCAAAGUCCAGCGCAAGAGCAUGACAGCAUGUCGAUCCUAGAGAAAGACCCGAAAAGUUUUCAAGAAUAUUUCGACUCCAAACUACGAGUAGCCGACAGCGACGAUGAGGACGAUGAUGACAGCGAUCAAGAAUUGGACGAAGAUCCAACAGAACUUUCAACCGGCAAACAAGGUGCAAACGACGAGAACAGAUGGGUAUCGCCCGUUCCCCGCGAAUCCUACAGGAUCCUGCUCCAAAUUCUGGGGUACGGUGACAGGCUUCUGACCCACAGGUCGAAGCCGCUCAAGAUUCAGAUAUUGAAGGUCAUAAACCUGGUAAUACCGAUGCUUGCGUCUCAGUACAAUUCUUUCUUACCGCAGGUUGCUCAAAUAUGGGAAACCUUAGUGCUUUGCUCUCUAAAUGAUGAUCUAUCGAUCGUGAAACCGGCAUGCGACUGUCUUCGAGAACUCAUCCGCAACGCGGGGGAUUUCAUCACUACCCGCUUCCUUGAGCUCUGGAAAACCUGGCAGGAGAAAUCGCCACUACUCCGAGAGCUUGCAGUUUCCAAUGCAAAUUCCAACAUUGCCAUCAAAUCGAUAACACUACACAGAAAAUUUCCAACAAUAACGCAAACCGCUCUGACAUCACAGACGCAGGUGCUAAUGGAAGGCAUGAUGGUCGCAGGUCUCACAAUCCCUGAUCUCACUUCUAGAGAGAUGAUUUACUGUUGCAUACAAGUACAUGGAUGGAAGUCGGUCGCUGCGAGAUCGCUGGCAAUUGCGGAUACAAUCCACGCCAUUCUACAGGAGACUCAUUAA
Torulaspora globosa is the source of this 3129-nucleotide messenger RNA. It is a transcript of the gene TTI1, whose product is annotated as Tti1p. The transcript has a single exon. Gene Ontology annotation, cellular component: cytoplasm. The coding region runs from base 1 to 3129 and encodes 1042 amino acids. Gene Ontology annotation, biological process: chromatin remodeling. Lineage: Eukaryota; Fungi; Ascomycota; Saccharomycetes; Saccharomycetales; Saccharomycetaceae. The record is from RefSeq and is a predicted model, not a curated record.